Molecule: messenger RNA, 2661 nt
Organism: Aricia agestis (brown argus)
Lineage: Eukaryota; Metazoa; Arthropoda; Insecta; Lepidoptera; Lycaenidae
Exons: 8
Coding region: 77-2584 (835 amino acids)
Biological process (GO): signal transduction
Source: RefSeq, a predicted model, not a curated record
ACGUUAAAAUUUAACGAAACUGAAGUUUUGAAUAAAUUUAUGGAAUUGAAUUGAUAUUAUUCUGAAAAUUUGCGAAAUGCUAAUAUCUGACGGUAUUAAUCAUGCAAAAUUACAAUCAAUUAUAGUUGGAGAAUUGAAAAAAGCAGGAUUAAAGCAUCGUCUCAAAAAGAUUAUUCUAAAGAAUGUGAAGGAUCAUAAGACAGUGUUCGGCGCUCCUCUCGGGAAGGUGCCAAUAUGUAGUGUGAUUUGCUGUGGGAGCACUCUGAGUGUUCCAAUGGUCGUCAGUGAAAUGUCUUCAGUACUGAGAGCUAAUGCACACGUAGAGGGGUUGUUUCGUAAAGCUGGCUCACAAGCGCGCCAAAAGGACAUCAAGCGGUUGCUGGAUGCUGGUGGAUGUGUUUCUGAAGGACACCAUCCAAUAGAUGUUGCGAGUGUGUUAAAACUGUACUUACGGUGUUUGCCGGAGCCAUUGAUAAGUGCAGAAGUGCAAGACCUCCUUUUACGGUGUAGGGUAACAGCUGGUGAAAAUGAAUUAAAAUCUAUACUUCAUACACUGUUACUUUUACCUGUGUUACAUGUUCAUCUUCUGCAUUACAUAAUGGAGUUGUUACACUUCAUUGCAUCAAAACACAAAGACAAUCUGAUGGAUUCUUCAAAUCUUGCAAUAGUAUUAGCCCCAAGUAUUAUGCCAUUGCCUGUUGCUUCCUCUGCACAGAGGUUGGAGCAUCAUGUGGCCCUUGUUAAGAUAUUCAUAGAAAAUGCAGAACAUAUUGGUCACCUUACAGAGGAGCUAAUGACCAAGUUGGAUGAUGAUUCUGAUGUGUGUUUGUCGAGACGAAAAAAGAGGAGAAGUGGCUCACUAAACAGGAUGCUCAGUGGUUUACGCAAAAUGGUCUCAGGCAAUGUUAAUACACCAGCAACAGUCCUGGAAAACCGCAAGACGCCAGUCCUUAGCAAAUCUGCCGCUAAAAGAAAAUUUGACUAUGAUGGACUUUCUACAAAAGCAAAGAAAGAAAUAAAACAAAGUCUUCCUCAAAAAGAGCUGUCUUUCACACCAAUGAAAAUUGGUUCCGUGACUGAGCGAAAAAGGCUGAGGUUAAGUAUGAUGGAUGUAAGAAGCACACCAAAUGUCAACUCAGAAUUAAUUUCAAACAAAAACUCAGAAACGAGCAUAAGCAGUGAAGACCUGUUGACGUCUACUGAAAAUCUGUUCAGCGCCCACGACACAAUAGACCUGUCGCCGGAGAUGAAGAGAGUGAACAAGGAUUACGUGAGGAUAUCCAAGCAGGAGUAUGAGGAGAUUAAGAGCAGAGUGUCGGCCAUAGAGAACAGACUAUCGCGAGAGUUCACCGACGUGGACAACCGGGUGCAGCCUCUGCAGCAGGUACAGAAUGUGUACGAGCAGACCCUAGAGGAGGUGGCGAUGCUCAACUGCCCCAGCUCCGAGCACCUGGCGCGCCGCCUCAGCAGGGAACUCCAGAUCAGACCGAAAGAGCAGGCCAAAAUCAUACGAUCGCCGUCCGCCAGAAAGAUCGGCACCAUCCGGCGAAGAUCCAAGGAGAACUUGACGAAAAUUGUGCGACACAAAUCCUGGAAUAUAUCUUCGCAUGCGCAGGGGAACAAUGACCGCUUCUACCCCUACGUCGGCCUGCAGCGACGGGAGCGAACGCGCACGGCCAAACCCGACUACGCGCGCAGACGGAGCCCCGGAAAUCAAUGGAACAACAGCUCCAUGUCUGAAAACUCUUCUAUGAAUGUUUCAGAUUCUAGUCAAAAAUACCAGUUAAGAAAGCGUAUCAGUUUGGCGUCAGAUUACAACUUGAAUAAUACGAUAAGCAGGCCCGCUCGCAGGUCAUUGAAUAUAACGUCGAACCACAGUUGGAACGAAAGUGAAUCGGAGAGUUCAAUGAACGCUUCCAAUUCCACGACGGAGGGAAGAAGCACGUCGCAGAACAAACAGCACCAGCCCAGCCAGAACGGUGCUGCAGGCUCGCAACAGAAGUGGAGAAACGCCGCCGCGUUCUUCAUGGAAAAAACUGGCGAGGUGGGAAACUGCGGACAGACCGGCCGACCGUCCGUCAACAAGCUGCGACAGAACGCCGGCUCCGUCCUCGCGAAGGCUAAGCUUUUCGAGUCGAGCUCCGACAAGUCUUCCGAUUACAAUAAGUCUGAUAGUUUAGGAUUCGCCAGGAAGCCGAGAGCUCAACACCAGAGUAAGUCGCCGAAGUUUCCAGCUCAUGCCAAACCAUCCGCGUACACGCACAGCGAAACGAAAUUGCAUCCGAUGUACCGGGACAGAACAGAACCAAGUAAAGUAGACAUCCAUGCGAGAAAUAGAAGGAACGUUUUUGACAACCAGCGGCCAAUUAAGAAGACGACGCCACCACCAAAGAAAGUGACUUCACCGCAAUACAAUCCGACAUUGAUGAGAACACCUCAAAUUCCAGCCUUGAAGAAGACAUUAUGUACCCCCAGGAAUUUGCGGACACCCAUGUCUAGUGAUAUGAAAAAAGUGGCGACCCCCAUGAGAGCGGUGCACAUCUCCCCUAGAAGACGAUCUCCACGGCACAAACAACUAAUGUAAUUGUACAACAGUUCCAUUUGCUGGCAUUUAGUACUUAUGUAUGAUAGGUUUUAAAUAAAAUAUUAGUAUUUUUACAA